AUGAAAUCAAAUUAUGAGUUAAAAAUAAAAGAAGGACCUACUCAUAUUUGCAGUUGUUGUGGUGGUUUAUGGUUCGAAUAUUCAAUCAAAGAAUUCACAGUUGAGAUGUUGAGAAAUAAAGGAUUACCAAAAGAAUUUAUUGAUACAGUCUGUUAUCUCGAAAAUGCAAUCAUUAAAUUAUGUGUUACUUGUAGAAAGGACAUUAUGUCGAAUAAAGUACCUAAUCUUUGCCUAUCUAAUGGUUUAGCAUUCUAUGAAAUACCAGAUUGUUUGAAAAUCUUGACUGAAUUAGAAGAACGAUUAACAUCACCAAGAAUUCCUUUUAUGGUGAUUCGAACGUUAGGCUUCUGUAAACAGUUUGGUCUCAAAGGUAAUCUGGUCAAUGUUCCGAUGAAUGUUGACACAAAUGUUUCGGUCUUACCGAGAAAGUUUAGCGAUACUCAUACAAUCCAACUAAAACUCAUGAGACAAAUGAAAAAUAAAAACGCCUUUAUGUAUGAAACAAUUCGACCAAAAGUUGUACAUACAGCUGUUAAAUAUCUUGUCGAACAGGAACUAUAUAAAGGCGAAGGUAUCAUUAUAUCCGAUGAUUGGUUGAAUGAGUAUUCUAAUGAACGAGAAAAUUUCAUUAUUAAAGAUGAAGAUAAAAAAAUUGAUGCGAAUGAAAUCAUGAAGGAAUCAGAAUUUGAUGAUAAUGAUGCCAAUUGGAAUGAAUCCGAUGAUAAACCAAUCAAUCCAGUAGCUACAGAAACAUUAUUAAAUGAUGAGAUUGAAGAUCAGAAUGAUAUCGGUAUUAAAUUUGCUCCAGCAGAGAAUAAUAGACCAAUAUCAAUUUUGAUGGAUAUGAAAGUUGAUGAAUUAACAUUUCCAAAAAUUUAUUGUGGUAAACAAAGAAAAAUCAAAGAAAAUGUUAAAUUGACUUACGCUAAAAUUGCUAAGUCAGAAUUAAGAAUGUUCGAUCGAAGAUGUGGUAGAAUAUCGAAACUAUUUUUUACCUAUAAGAAAUUGCAAACGAGAAAGUUUUCAGAUGCUAUUUCAAUAACUCUAAGAAAAACAAAAAAUACAAAAAAUGUAACUGUUGCACAAAUGCUCAAUCGAGAUUAUGUCAAUGGAUUAAUACAUAAUGAUGACGCUUUCACAUUCUUGAGAUGUGAUCGAUCAUCACCAGCAUUCUGGGAACUGAAAAAAAAGGAACUUAUGGCCAUGAACAGGCAAUUAGGUUGUGCUACAAUCUUUUUGACUUUAUCAGCAGCAGAAACAAAGUGGUCAGAACUUAUUGUAAUAUUGGCUAACGUGUUGGAAAAUAAAGUCAUAACAUUAGAAGAAGCAGACAAUAUGAGCUAUGAAAAGAAGUGUGAUUUGAUAAGAAAAGAUCCUGUAACAUGUGUUCGUUAUUUUGAACAUAGAGUAAAAUGUCUAUGGGAAAUAUUAUCAGCUCCUUCUGGUCCAUUUCAAGGCUACGAACUAGAAGACAAAUAUGUCAGAAUUGAAUUUCAAGCUCGUGGUUCACCACAUGUUCAUGCCUUGAUAUGGUUAAAAAAUGCUCCAAAAUACGACAAAAAUAAACCUGAAUCAAUUAAAAAAUGUAUAGAAUUUAUUGAUAAACUGAUUUCAGUUAGUUCGAAACCAACACAAUUUUCUGAAGAACUUAUAAGUUUGCAACGUCAUAAACAUUCACAUACCUGUAAAAAAUAUGUGAACGGUUGUAUUAAAUGUCGUUUUGGUAUUCCAUAUUUUCCGAUGAGAGAAACUAUGAUUUUGGAACCAUUUAGUGACGACGAAAAGUUAACUAAAAAAGAACGUGAAGAAAUAAGUAAAAAGAAGGAGAACGUAAUGAAAGAACUUGAAAAGAUAUCAAAAGAUAUCGAUAAUUCAUUAAUUUUUGAUGAAUUCUUGGUACAUAUUAAUAUGAAUGAAAAAGAAUAUAUUAAAAUGAUUCGAGCUGACUUAAAAAAAGCAAAGGUCUUCUUGAAACGUGCUCCAAAUGAAAUCCGAAUCAAUGCAUAUAAUCCACCAAUAAUGUCAUUACACAGAGCAAAUAUGGACAUUCAAUUCAUUCUUGAUCCUUAUGCAUGCUUAAAGUACUGUGUUGAAUACAUCAACAAAUCUGAAAAUGGCAUGUCUAAACUUCUACGAGAAGCAUUGAACGAGUUAAAAAAAGGCAAUAACACAGUCAGAGAACGUCUUAGAGUUACUGCAAAUAAAUUUUUGAAUUCAAGUGAAAUUUCUGCACAAGAAGCUGUUUAUCAUGUUUUAAGUAUUCCACUUUCCAUUAGUAGCAGAAGUACUGUUUUUAUUAAUACAAACAGACCUGAAAAUAGAAUUUCUAUGCUCAAAUCAGAUGAAAUUCUUCAAAAAUUGGAGCCUGAUUCAAAAGAUGUGUUUAUUGAGGGCUUAAUUGAGAUGUAUGUUAAUAGACCUGACGAAAUGAAAAAUGUUUGUCUGGCUGAUUUUGCUUCGAUGUAUAAUAUUUCAAAGAAAAAAACAGAUAAUGAUCGAAUUAUAGAAAAUUCUGAUGACGAAGAUAUCACUGAAAAUGAAAGUGAUAAUAAAACUGUCCCUAUGAAAAUGAAAAAUGGUAAGGGUUGGAUUAAAAAAAGGACAAAGAAAAAAAUCAUAAGAUACAGAUACUUUAAACUACAUCAAGAUCCUGAAAACUAUUAUAGAGAGCAGCUAAUGCUAUUUCUACCAUGGACUAAUGAAGAAGAAGAUCUUAUUCAUAUAAACCAUGAAGAGAGAUUUGAAUUGUAUAAAGAUAUAAUUCAACAAAAAAGAUCUGAAUAUAUUCAUCGUGAAGCUAAUGAAUUCGAACAAGCUUUAGAAGAACAUAUGGGAAAAAAAGAAGAUGAAGAUGAUAUUGAUGAUGCAAAUAUUGAAUACGAUCAAGAUAAAAAUGAAUUUCUCAUUUAUGAAAUAGGAAAUACUGAAGGUGAUAUUUUUGUUGAAAUGGGAAUAAAUACUCGAACUGAAAAAGUCGAACACUUUAAUGUUCCCAAAAUAAUACCAGACACAGAAUAUCAACAAAUGAUGAGAAAUCUUAAUAGUAAUCAAAGGAAAUAUACUCUAAACGUAAUGAAUUUGAUUAAAAAUGAUGAAAAUCAAUUUUUUCAUUUCAUCAAUGGAGGUGCAGGUGUUGGCAAAAGCACUCUAAUCAAAGCAGUGUAUCAAUCAAUACUAAGAUUUUAUAAUUCACUUCCAGGAUAUUAUCCAGAUAGUAUUCGGGCUGCACUAUGUGCACCAACUGGCAAAGCAGCAGCAUUAAUUGAUGGAAUGACUUUGCAUUCAUUUUUAAGUUUACCAGUAAAUCAAUGCAAACAUAAGCUUGUUCAACUAAAUAGCGAUGUUUCGAAUAGAAUUGGAGUCAAAUUAAAAGACUUACAAUUAUUAAUAAUAGACGAAAUAUCAAUGGUUGGUUUUACAAUGUUUCAACAAGUCGAUGCACGUUUGCAGCAAAUAAUGAGAACAAAGAAACCAUUUGGUGGAAUAUCAGUCAUAGUUUUAGGCGAUUUCAAUCAAUUAAGACCAGUUGGUGAUAAAUACAUAUUCCAGUUUAAUAAUUCAUAUAAUGCUUUAGUAGAUAGUCCAUUAUGGUCAUUAUUUGAAUUGUUUGAAUUAACAGAAAUUAUGAGACAAAAGGAUGAUAAGACUUUUGCCAUUGCAUUAAGUAAUAUAGCUAAAGGAACAAUGACAGAUGAAGAUAUUAAUUUAUUAAAGUCACGAAUUGUUUCAACUGAAAAUUUGGAAACGAUUGAGGAUGCCAUAAGGAUAUUCAGAAGCAAUGCUGAAGUUGAUGCAUACAAUACAAAAGUAUUGGCUAAUCUUAAUACUGAAGGUGCAACUGCCAAUGCAUAUGACUUUUGUAUUGGUGAUGGACUUGCAUCAUUAAAAGAAAAAGUGUUGAAUAACGUAAAGAAUCUCAAAACAACUGAAACUUAUGGCUUACCACUUAAAAUUGAUUUGAAAGUGGGCGCUAAGUAUAUGUUGACAGUCAAUUCUGAUACUGAAGAUGGAUUAGUCAAUGGUGCUUGUGGAAAAUUAGUAAUGAUUGAUUACGGAAAACUUCAAAAAACUAAUGAAACAGUACCAUGUAGAAUAUGGAUUAAAUUCAAUGAAGAAAAAACUGGAAGAAAAGCUAGAGCCAAUUUUCACAAUGUAAUGCGUAAUAGAAAUAUUGAUUUUAGUCUUACACCAAUCGAACCAGUAAUACGUCAGAUAAAUACGAAGUCAACAAACUUCAAAGUAGAACGGAAGCAGUUUCCAAUAGUACCUUGUGAAGCUAUGACCAUAUACAAAAGUCAAGGCGGUACUUACGAGAAGGUUGUUGUCAAUUUGAAGAAGGGAAUGACAAGAUCUGAAUUAUAUGUUGCCUGUAGUCGUGCAACAAAAGCAAGUGGUUUAUACUUAAUUGGAGACUUCGUUCCACCAAAACCACCUGAACGUAAUGAUGCAGUGACGUUGAUGUUCAAAACUAUGAGAUCCGAGCGAAUGCUGAAAUUUUCGCUUGCAUUUCCUGAAGAAUCUGAAGAGAAAAAAUUUUCCAUUAUCUUUCAUAAUGUACAAUCAUUGAAUAAGCAUAUUUCAGAUGUUAAAUUUGACAGAACAUUUUUGUCUUCUUCCAUGAUAAGUCUUGUUGAAACAUGGACAAAACCAAGUGAUAACUUAGAAAUUGAAGGUUUUAAGAUAGUUCACAGACGUGAUUGUCAUGAUGUACGAAAACCAUUCGGUCAAAUCAUUUAUUUAAAUAAAUAA
Rotaria sp. Silwood1 is the source of this 4749-nucleotide messenger RNA. Lineage: Eukaryota; Metazoa; Rotifera; Eurotatoria; Philodinida; Philodinidae. The record is from the annotation of a GenBank genome assembly.